AUGAGUGCAAUUUUGCAAAAGACCCAAACCACCCCUGUUGACGUCACAUACAUCUUCGAUCUGACUGAACACGUUGUCGCCGCGUUCCAAGGUUCCUGUCGUUGCAAAGACUGCUGCUACCAACCCCCGCACUACACUCAAAUGCUCUUGGAAUCUGUAGCCCACCUACUGGACCUUUUCGACGUGGUAUGGUCCAAAAUCCAUAACGAUAAAGCAGCAAUAGCAUUCAGUCAUCCUAUAGUCCCACAGCAUCCCAGCUACGAAUCAACGCCGAGCCAUGAUCACAAAAUCCCCGUGGUGACCGGACACCAGGCUUUAGCUACUGUUGAUAAAUUCGUCCUAGAUGACUCUGAAAAGACGAUUCUAAUACAAGAAGUUCUUCGAACGUCAACAGCAUCAGUGAACAACAUUAUGAAAGACAUUCAUUACCGAAGGUCGCAAGCUAUCAUGGUAUCGGGCUCUAAACGACACCCGCCGGCACCGACGCACUUCGAUGGGUUGAUAGACUUGUCAGGCAGUCUCCUAGAAAGGACUUAUUCUGCAGUGGCAAGGUAUGGGAGUUCUUCUGUCCUGUGA
Venustampulla echinocandica is the source of this 576-nucleotide messenger RNA. RefSeq lists its product as uncharacterized. The transcript has a single exon. Lineage: Eukaryota; Fungi; Ascomycota; Leotiomycetes; Helotiales; Pleuroascaceae. The coding region runs from base 1 to 576 and encodes 191 amino acids. The record is from RefSeq and is a predicted model, not a curated record.